This is a messenger RNA of Anopheles coustani, 1194 nucleotides long. RefSeq names its product tRNA (guanine-N(7)-)-methyltransferase non-catalytic subunit wuho (gene wuho). Bases 32 to 1174 code for a protein of 380 amino acids. Gene Ontology annotation, cellular component: nucleus; tRNA methyltransferase complex; cytosol. The transcript is spliced from 2 exons. NCBI's taxonomy places the organism in Eukaryota, Metazoa, Arthropoda, Insecta, Diptera, Culicidae. Gene Ontology annotation, molecular function: protein binding; tRNA (guanine(46)-N7)-methyltransferase activity. The record is from RefSeq and is a predicted model, not a curated record. Gene Ontology annotation, biological process: RNA (guanine-N7)-methylation.
UUUCGUUUAGUUUCCUAUCGUUACUGGAGAAAUGCACGAUUUGAAGAUUUACCCCACUUUUACCGCAGUUGGUAUCAAAGAUCGGGUGGUCCUCCUAUCUAACAACGGAGAAAGGUUGCAUGAAAUUGUUAUCAGCCCAAACAUCCCAGCAGAGCCGGCCAAAUCGAAAGAUGGGCAAAAUGGAAACGAACCUCAGCAGCCGGCUCAUGUUGUAACGCUCGAGUACUGCCUAGUUUCGGAAGUGUUAGCCGUUUCAUUGAACGACAAAACGCUACAGAGUUAUCGUCUUAAAGAAAAUGAAGGAGAACUUUUGAGCGAGCCAUUAGGAGACCGCAUUCAAGCAACACGCACUAUCGUCUGCAUGAAAUUUGCUCCGAAACACGGAGUCUUGUUUGGUUGCGAUAAAAGUGACUGCUUUGAGUUUGAUCCUUACGGCAAAGCGGAAAAGCAACCGAAGUGGAUUAUGGGCCAUAUGAGUCAAAUACUGGAUAUGGCGGUCAGCGAAGAUGAACGCUACAUAAUAACAUGCGAUCGUGAUGAAAAGAUAAAAGUUACCUCAUACCCGGACUGUCACAAUAUUGUAGGAUACUGUCUGGGACACCAUGAAUAUGUGGGUGGUCUAGAACUACUCUCCCAGCAAACACUACUUUCGUUGUCUGGUGAUAAAACACUACGCUUAUGGAAUUAUACUGAGGGAAAGGAAAUUACUUGUCACAAUUUGGACGAUCCCGCAGUCGGUGUUGCACUUCAACCGUUAAAAGAUACCAGUGGAGCACUGUGCGCCGUUAGGAGCCUCGUGGCAAAUAAAAUCGAAAUUGCACACAUUCAGCUAGAUGAUUCGGAAAAGAAGUGUGUUCCAUGUGAAACAUUGUCGUUGGAUGCCGGUUUGGCUAUAGUGCAGGCGGCCCUUAAUCCAUCCCUUGAACUGGUCGUUCUUGCAAUCGAUAAAGAAAGCAAAGCCGUUAAAUUCCUGGUUUACACUUUCGAUGCAACCAAACGGUGUUUUGCCGAAUGUACCGAUCAUGUCUUGCAGAAAAAAUUGCAGAAUCAUUUCGAAGGGAGUAAAAUAGAACAGCUUAGGGAGUACUCGACGUUGUUUAAAAACACCAUUGACAAUCUGUCGGAUUAUUUCGAACGUAAAAAGCUGAAAAUCGAUGGUAAAAAAUCGAAAUAAAGAUUCAUUAAUUCUACGAA